UGUUUAGUAGCUGUUUUGUUGUUGUUUAUCGGUGGAUGUUCCAGGGGUACUGCGCAUUUCGAGCAGCACCUGAACGCACCUGUAAGGCUUGAUGAGCUCGUGCUUUGAGCCCGCCACCCGUCCGCUGCUGGAGCGAUGGUGCGGAGAGGAGGUGCGUGACCAGCCAGGUUAUUUAGGCGUUAUUUGACUGGAACGGACCGCAGCGUUCAGGACGUGUGCUCAUUGGAAGUUUCCAAAGCUCUUACUUAGAUGGAGCUAGAGGACCAAUGGUGGAAAGGCCAACUUGCUGCAGACAUUUAUCAGGCGCUGAGAUAUAAAGAACUCAAGCUGCCGUCCUACAAAGGUCAGUCCCCUCAGCUCCGCUUCAGACGAUACUUUGCUGACCUCAUAGCCGUCAUCAGCAACCACUUCCGGUUUUGCCCCGCAGCGAGACACCUGGCUGUUUAUCUGUUGGAUCUCUUCAUGGACCGCUAUGAUGUCACCGUACAGCAGCUUCAAGUGGCCUCGUCGGCUUGUCUGCUUUUGGCAAGUAAAUUUGAGGAAAAGGAGGACCGGGUACCAAAGUUGGAGACCUUGAACAACUUGGGCUGCAUGAGUUCCAUCAACCUGGUGCUGACCAAGCAGGGUUUACUCCACAUGGAGCUGCUGCUGCUGAAAACCUUCGACUGGAAUCUGUACCUCCCUACAGCUGCUCAUUUUAUCGAGUACUACAUGUCUGUUGGUGUCCAAGAUGGAGACCUCCAUGAUGGCUGGCCUAUGAGCAGCCUGGAGAAGACUAAACUGUACAUGGUCAAGUAUGCUGACUACUUCCUGGAGGUUUCCUUACAAGAUCAUGUAUUUUUGUGGUUUGUACCAUCGCUGGUGGCUGCAGCCUGUGUGGCUGCCUCACGCCUCACCCUCCAUUUGUCCCCCACCUGGCCCUCCCGACUGCAGCGCCUCACAGGCUACAUAUGGGACAACCUGGUGCCGUGUGCUGAGAAACUACUCAUGAUUAAAGUCAUGAGAACACACCGCUGCACUUCUGGAAUGAUGCUGGCACAUGACAGUGAUGUUAUAGAGGCUAAUAUGCACAAGCGCCAGCAGGAUGACCAGCAGCAGCAUCAUCAGACGAUGUUCCACAGUUCAGGCCAGCCAGUCACUGUGGCUCAAUACCUGCACCUUCCCAGCAUGCAGCCGGGCCUGGUUCAGAAUCAGAGGCCUCCACCCUAUCUCAGCCACUCCAGCAGCAGCCUGCAGGGUCCUAAGGCGCCCCAUCACAGCAGCAACCAAACCAUCAGCACACCUCUGGAUCCAAAGUCUAGACCCUAUUCAGUUAGCCUUCAUUACACCUGCGCUGCUCAGUGCUUUGACAGAUGAUGGCUUUGUCCACAGAUCGUUAUUGUUUUUCUCCUCUUCACCCUUGAACAUAACAGAAUACACUCAUAGAAAAAAGGAAAGGCUUGGUUUUAAUUGACACUCAUGAUUUGUGCAGCACUUUAGGUUGUAAUUUGACCUACUGGACCAUAGUUGUCGUCAUCCUGGAGGAGGAUGUUUCUUUUCAAGAUGUUUGAGACAUCAGGUUUAAAGGUUGUAAAGUUCUCAUAUAGGCACCAUUUGCACUCCUCUAAAUGCUACAGUAGUAUUAAACACUCAAGUACCUCGCCAAGACUAUUGCUAGGCUGGCUAAAAGAGCAGGAACCAAUGGAGAUUCAAGUAAUUUUGGGGUUGGAAAAGAGUUUUAUGUUGGUUUAUUUAUUCUCGUUUGUGUGAAAGUUUUGGGGGGAAAAAGAAAAAACAUUGAUGUUACGGUUUAACAAUGGUUCACUUGUGCACAGAUUCCAUGUUUUCUUCUAGGAUUAUUUUAAAUAAAAUACAAACCUGUGUUACUGAUCA
Nothobranchius furzeri (turquoise killifish) is the source of this 1872-nucleotide messenger RNA. It is a transcript of the gene ccnj, whose product is annotated as cyclin J. Gene Ontology annotation, cellular component: cytoplasm; nucleus; cyclin-dependent protein kinase holoenzyme complex. Gene Ontology annotation, biological process: mitotic cell cycle phase transition; regulation of cyclin-dependent protein serine/threonine kinase activity. NCBI's taxonomy places the organism in Eukaryota, Metazoa, Chordata, Actinopteri, Cyprinodontiformes, Nothobranchiidae. The record is from RefSeq and is a predicted model, not a curated record. Gene Ontology annotation, molecular function: cyclin-dependent protein serine/threonine kinase regulator activity.